CCUCGGUGAGGGGGACCGCGAGAGAAGGUGACCCCUUCCACGGGGGCGGAGUUCCGCUGGCGCCUCUCAGCUGCGAGCGAUGCCUGCGCUGCGCGGAGCCGGCGCUGCCCUCUCGAGCGCGGCUGGCUCCUUCUUCCGCCGGCUCGCCUCCCCCCAGGUGAGCGCCGCCGCCGCGGGAGCCUCGGGAGUCGGCAGGCGGCUUCACAAGCGCGCCGAGCCGGUGGAGUCGGGGCGUCGUUUGCACGCGCGUUGCUUUUGCACCCAAGGGCGAUUCCGUGGAGGCUGCAGCCCGAGUCAUACUUGCUCGGGGUCAAAGCCCCGCAGAAGCCAGCGGCACCGUCACCUCUGGGCGUGGGGUCAAUUGAGCCCGUAGCCCGAGCGACUUCUGCUCCCGAAUUCGCAUGUGCAUCAGUUGAGACACGUGUUGAGUCUCUCUGCUCGCAUUGGGAAAGCAGAGCACGCUGCAGUACUUUAGUACUCCUGAUUAUGGACGCAACUGAGUUUAGAGGUGGGGGGACGGGACGAAUCACGCUUAUGUGCGUGUUUGCGGCAGAGAUUUUGAGCAGAUUUUCAUGCCCCUCACCAGGGAAUCCUGGGACUUGCCUGUCCCUUACCAGUCUACAGUUUCUAUUAUUCUUUGGGCAAAAACCUUACCCCACAUGUGCUGGCUCGACCCAUUCCGCAUUUGUAAGAAUAAAGUCGUUUACUGUGGCGGCACCUGCACUUUGGAGCUCCGUGCCUCCUGUUGAGAUCAAGCAGGCGCUUUCACUGUAUUCUUUGCUUAGAAAGUUGAACUAAUUCUAACCUAUUUUAGUAUUUUAACUUUUGUAUGUUUUGAAUUAGAGCUGUAAUUUUUUUAAAAAAUACUGUUUUUAUCAUCGGCCUUGAGGGUUUUAUUUUUUCUCCAAUCAAGCGGUGUAUACAUUUUAUGAAAUAAAACAAAAGCCAUGACUAAUAUUAAACUACUUACAUGAGUAUAGAUAACAUGAUUUGUAUAAUAGAGUUGGGGGCAGCGGAAACCCGCAAACCGAUGAGUUCUGUCUUCUUGCUACAAGCCAGGCCAGCGGCUACUAACCAUGAUGGGUAUCUUCUACCUCCAGUGGCAAAGGCAACAUGCCUGUGAAUACAUGUUGUACUAUUGUGCUGCUUCUGGGCUUCCCAUCGGCAUCUGGUUGGCCCCUGUGAGAGCAGAAUCCUGGACUAGAGGGGCCUUUGACUUGUUCCAGCAGGGCUCUCCUCAUGUUCAGCCAUCAACCACAGAAGUGCCCACAAUGGCACAUCAAGAGCAGAGAGGCCAAACUGCUGAUCAAAUAAUUCUUACGACUCAAGGAAGUGAGCCAUAGGACAAGCCAAAACUCAUCACCACUCCCACCCUGAUCACAUUUCCAUUAGUCAUUUUGACCUGGGAAACUCAAAUACGUUGACCAUUCGAAACCUGUGUGUGCCAGAAGGUGGACUUGUAUAUAGCAAAAACCAGAUGACCGAAAUGCACUUGGGAUGCACCCAUCUGCUCUGCUAAAUGACCAGUAGCCUUUGGCCUUCUCUGAACUGCCACCUGGUGGCGACUCUUCCAUUAGGCUUACUGAACCAUUACCUUCCUAGCUGGUCAUUAUAAGAGCUGUAGCAAAACGAGACAAGUGUGUGUCCUGCUUUCUGCAGCAUGUUGUGUGCAGAAAUGAAACUUGUGCAUCUCCAUCUUGUGGAGUCAAUUGGGGUCCAGAUACAGGAAGAGCUUGAGCUUCUUCCUGCUUCUGUCACCUUCUGCAUGCCAAGAUAGGGUUCUUGGGCUGCAACCAGGAAGCUCCCCACAAUGCCUUUAAUUCCACCUGUGCCCUGGGAAAUGAGGCUGCAGGGAUGUUUGCUGGUGGCCAGCUGCUGACUGCAGUAAGCCUGUUCACUAAGCUUGCUGCCCUUUCCCUUUAAUAAUCUUCAUUCUUUCCACCACUCCCACCCCACCCUGAUCACAUUGCAGAUAAGGAUCUGUUCAACUGCUUCAGCAUCUUCAGUCCGGCCAGUGAUCGCAGCCAAACAACCCUUUCCGGUGGACCUAGCAGCAGGGAAGCGUUAUGCAUGGUGUGCCUGCGGUCACAGCCAAAAGCAGGUAAACCACCUGUAGUCCUUCCAGAUUUCCCUCUGUAUAAAAAUCUUGUGAAAUAAAUAAAUAAAAUGCUGUAGUUCUUGUGUCUAUGGGAACAUGGUUUCCAAGAACAGAGAGGUUUCAGAAAUCAUUGCCUCAGCCCAACCAAAGUACCACUCAAAAAGUGGUGCUGGUUUUAUUUACACAGUCCCAACUAAUCUGCUAGGACUCUGAUGGAUCAACACCAAAACUGUAAUGGAAGCUCCAUUGGCAGUGUGAUGGGUGUGAGCGAGGGGGUUGUUUUGUGUUUUUAAAAAACUCUUACUUUUGUUUUGCUACGACAGCCAUUCUGUGACGGGUCCCAUAAUAGAUGUGCCCCGGAAAUCUCUCCCCUGAGAUUCAAACUGGAGGAGGCAAAAGAGGCCUGGCUUUGUGGCUGCAAAUACACCAAGAACCCUCCAUACUGUGAUGGCACCCACAAAGAAGAUUUUGUGCAGAAAGCUGAUCUCCAUUCCCAUCCACAGUUGUGCUGAAGGAAGGAGAGAUCUUCAUAUACAGGGUUUCAAAUACAGAAACUGACUGAACAAAUCAAGCAUGCGGUACAUGUAUGUGCAGGUGUGUUUCAGUGGCUGGGAAUUUGCCGCUUUCUGUCCCUCCACCCCCAUUUCUUUAAUCUUAAUUGAACUUUCUUUGAAAAUAUAAAUUAUUUUUUCCCGUAAUUCUGAAUACCUUUGAGAUUCCACCCCCACCCAAGCAAUCAGUGACCUCCCUCUUCUUGGGUGGUGCCAUUUUAGUUAUAUCAUGCUUGGCACUCACCACUAGAUUUGAGAAAUAGAGAGAAUAGCUAGGUUUGUUCCGUAGCUAAAUUUGCUUGCGUGAGCAUAAUGAGGUUUGCUGGCAUCAAAGUCCACAGGGCACAGCCUUCGAUGUCCUUAGAACAGUUCUGCCACUCGGCGGAAUGCCAGCUUCCUAGGCGUCAUCUCUGUUGAUUAAGAAGCCAGCCCUAUCAGCAAUUCAGUGUUCCAGCCACAUCAGGUACAAAGACCUGUGACGGGGCAGAGUGCAGAAGAGGAAAGUCAGAUUUCAUCAUGCCAGGCUGCUUUCUGGCAGUCAAUCCUAGCUACUUGUUUUAACUUCUUAGUGACAUCUCGUUGGCACCUGGCUGUCUCAGGAGAAUGAGUGCACCUUUAGGAGUGAAGUCAAACUGUUGGAAGGUUACUAUGCCUGCCAUAGCUGUAGAGACUGAUAUGGGACACUUGUUUUGUUGCAGCUGGGGCAGAUGAAGGCGUCCAGUUGUGCUGCUGCAAAUACACCAUGUUUCUUCUGUCUUCCUACCAGCGGUCAUUCCUCCUAUGCUCACUGCUAUGGAUGCAUGACCUGACCGCCUCUCUGCAGGCACUGGGGUUGUCUGCAAGGGAUUCCCACAGCAAGGUUAAUGUUGCCAGCUGUCAAGUCUUGUUUGCAGACAUCUCUAUAUUCUCACAGUUCUAGGAGUAAGGCAGAUGUAGGGAACCUUCAUCCCUCCAGCUGUUCCUGAACUAUAACUCCCAUCCUCCCUGGCCAUUGCCAUGCUUGACUGGGCCUCAUGGGAAUUAUAAGUCUUAUUAUUGCUUAUUAAAUUUGUUCAGCAACAUCUAGGGACAAAGGUUCCCCACCCCCUGGAGCAAGGGAUUCCAAUGGAACUUGAGUUUCUUCAACUUAUUAGAAAUUAGAAGUGCUUCUCUUAUUCUCAGUACUCUUUUCCAGUUCUUAAUGCAAUAACAAACUUGCAUGUGUUUACAGGAUAGUCAAAGGGCAUCAAGGCUGAGGAAGAAAACAGGAAAAGGGCAAGAGCUCUUCUGUCAUCGAGAUUUUUGUACGGUUACUCAACUUCCUGGUCAGCUCACACAUUCCAGCAUGUUCCCACUGUGUGCUAAUGCAGGAAGCAAAACUGCUGCUCCUUGACCCACUUCCUGGAAGCUCGCUUUUCCCAGGAGCUUUUGACCUAUCCUAGGAACUGUUUCUCACAGAACCCUGGAGAACCUGUGUUGUAUCAGGAAGGCUUAGGAUGAAAAAACGUUCCAGUGGUUUGUACUAAAAGGUUUUCAGAAAGUAAAAGAAGAAUUGGGACUUGGGAAGUGUUGUAAGUACUCAAGUUUUAUUGGCAUUUAAAAUAAAAUAAAUAAAGCACCACGGUUUAAAAAAAACAA
Molecule: messenger RNA, 4266 nt
Organism: Podarcis lilfordi (Lilford's wall lizard)
Lineage: Eukaryota; Metazoa; Chordata; Lepidosauria; Squamata; Lacertidae
Source: the annotation of a GenBank genome assembly